This is a messenger RNA of Motacilla alba alba, 4126 nucleotides long. RefSeq names its product nuclear respiratory factor 1 (gene NRF1). NCBI's taxonomy places the organism in Eukaryota, Metazoa, Chordata, Aves, Passeriformes, Motacillidae. Gene Ontology annotation, biological process: regulation of transcription by RNA polymerase II. The coding region runs from base 128 to 1540 and encodes 470 amino acids. Gene Ontology annotation, molecular function: DNA-binding transcription factor activity, RNA polymerase II-specific; RNA polymerase II cis-regulatory region sequence-specific DNA binding. The record is from RefSeq and is a predicted model, not a curated record. Gene Ontology annotation, cellular component: nucleus. The transcript has 11 exons.
CUCGCCACCGCGGCGGCCGAGGGCGACUCGCGCCGCCGCCCCGCUCGCCCGCCGCCCGCCCUCCGCUCGCCCGCCGCGGCCCCGCGGCGCGGGCCCGCCGCAGCGCAGCCGCUCUGAGUGACUCUUGAUGGAAGAACACGGAGUGACGCAGGCAGAGCACAUGGCUACCAUCGAGGCGCACGCCGUGGCCCAGCAGGUGCAGCAGGUGCACGUGGCCACCUACACGGAGCACAGCAUGCUGAGCGCCGACGAGGACUCGCCCUCCUCGCCCGAGGACACCUCCUACGACGACUCCGACAUCCUCAACUCCACCGCUGCCGACGAGGUCACCGCUCACCUGGCGGCUGCAGGCCCUGUGGGGAUGGCAGCAGCUGCUGCUGUGGCAACGGGGAAGAAACGGAAGCGGCCUCACGUCUUUGAGUCCAACCCCUCCAUCCGGAAGAGGCAGCAGACACGUUUGCUCAGGAAGCUCCGGGCCACGCUGGAUGAGUACACCACCAGAGUGGGGCAGCAGGCCAUCGUGCUGUGCAUCUCACCCUCCAAACCCAACCCUGUCUUCAAAGUAUUCGGUGCUGCACCCCUGGAGAAUGUGGUACGCAAGUACAAGAGCACAAUCCUGGAAGACCUGGAGUCGGCGCUGGCCGAGCACGCCCCGGCCCCUCAGGAGGUCAACUCGGAGCUGCCACCCCUCACCAUCGAUGGCAUCCCCGUCUCCGUGGACAAGAUGACCCAGGCACAGCUGAGAGCCUUCAUCCCCGAGAUGCUGAAGUAUUCCACGGGUCGUGGGAAGCCAGGCUGGGGCAAGGAGAGCUGCAAGCCCAUCUGGUGGCCCGAGGACAUUCCGUGGGCCAACGUCCGCAGCGACGUGCGCACGGAGGAGCAGAAGCAGCGGGUGUCCUGGACCCAGGCCCUGAGGACCAUCGUGAAGAACUGCUACAAGCAGCACGGGCGCGAGGACCUGCUCUACGCCUUCGAGGACCAGCAGACCCCGCAGACCACGACCACGCACAGCAUCGCCCACCUGGUGCCCUCCCAGACCGUGGUGCAAACCUUCAGCAACCCCGACGGCACCGUGUCCCUCAUCCAGGUUGGCACGGGUGCCACGGUGGCCACGCUGGCCGACGCCUCGGAGCUGCCCACCACGGUGACGGUGGCACAGGUCAAUUACUCGGCGGUGGCAGACGGAGAGGUGGAGCAGAACUGGGCGACGCUACAGGGCGGGGAGAUGACCAUCCAGACGACGCAGGCCUCGGAGGCCACGCAGGCGGUGGCCUCGUUAGCCGAGGCGGCGGUGGCGGCGUCGCAGGAGAUGCAGCAGGGAGCCACUGUCACCAUGGCGCUCAACAGUGAAGCCGCUGCCCACGCCGUAGCCACGCUGGCCGAGGCCACCCUUCAAGGAGGGGGACAGAUUGUCCUGUCUGGGGAAACUGCAGCAGCAGUGGGGGCGCUCACAGGAGUCCAGGAUGCCAAUGCAGCCGAGGUGGAAAUCAGAUGGGAUUUAGAGUGCAUUAAGAGGAGAGACUGCAGCAUUUUCCUGUGAGCACAACCUCGCCCACAGCCCCUCGCCUGGUUUCCACUCUCCUUCGAUUUGCUCUAAUCUCCGGUGGCAUUAAGGGGAAGGGCUUUGGAGUCCUUGGAAGCUCCAUGCUGUUGGUUCCUUACGUAACCAGCUAAUAUAUCUCCCUCAGGGAUGGAGGAGAUGUUGGUAUCCAUUGCUGCUGUCUGGCUGGGGAGGCAGAGCAGAUGGAUUUCACUGCUGGCAGGAUUUAUCUGCGUAGCUGGGGUGGGAGUGGGAGCAUCCUCCUGGACACCAUUUGAUGGAUGCAGCAGGAAAAAUCCACUCUGUGCCCUCCUGUCCAGAGGAGGUGGAAUUGGGAGUGAUUUGGGGAAAACUGCCAGAGCCAGAAUGGUCCUAACCAGCAAUUUUCCCCUUCUCUCUGUUGCUUGCAAGGUCUUAAUUGGCUGAUAUUCCCAAUAAAUGCUUCUUUCUGGGAAUGCUCUGACCCUUCUGCAGGACUUUUCUGAGGAAAAAACCUAUCUGGACGGGCAGGAUAGAAAUUUAUCUCCAUCUUACUGAUAAGGUAAAGGAGAUAGUUUGACACCUCCCCAUCCCUGGGAGUGUCCAAGGCCAGGCUGGACAGGUUUGGAACAACUUGGGAUAGUGGAAGGUGUCCCCAUGGCAAGAACGAGAUGAUCUUUAACUCACUUCCAGCCCAAACCAUUCCAUGAUUUCUGUGAAAAUGUCUGGAGGUCAGGCAAGGUGUUCCAUCCUCAUCUUAGCCAUUUAGUGUAAUUAGUCUCUUUUAAAAAUUUUUUUGUUGUUUCUCUCUCACUGUGGCAUUUUCCCAUCCCUUCUCUGGAAUUAUCUGAAUAAUAAUAACAACAAUACAAGACCACCGAGAUGGCUAAAAAGAGGAGCCCUCUGAAUAUUCAUGGAAAUGUUGCACUCCAGGGCUGGAUAUCUUGCAGGGAGCCCAGGAACGUGGCUGCACUGCGAAAGGGCUCUGGAUAAUCUUGUGAUCUGUUCCAUUCCCAGCUGAAGGAAACAAGAUCUCCUGCUCCCGUGCAGUGUCAAACCAGCUAAGUGCAUUAUUAUGGUUUUCCUGCUCCCCAGGAGCAUCUGCUCCGGGUGGGGACGCAGGAACCGGUGACCCCGCACUUGGAGCCUCAGAUGCUUUUGCUCCUAAGUGGUUGGUAUUGAACUGAGGAAUAUGGAGAGCAAGUGGAGGGGAGUGUGGCAGCAGCAGCCCCUGAAAAUGCUGGGAAAUGCUCUGCUGAGAAGAACUCUGUGCCCCGGAGCUGCUUUUGGAGCGACAGGAGCUCGGUGGGGUUGGAAGGAGCGGUGCUGGAGCAGCCUCCUCCCAUGCUGGAGCAGCCUCCUCCCGCUGCCUUUUGUUUGCCAUUGAUCCUGGGGCCCUGAGAGCUGCCAGGGCUUCCCGGCUGCAUCCUGAAAUAUUGAUGAGCUCCUGGCGGGGCCGUGCCUGCAGCUGCCCGGGAGGGGCAGGGCAGCUCUGCCCGGGGAGGGUGGAACGGCCUCUGCUCAGCACCAGGCCGGGCUUGGUGUGCAAGGUGAGAGGAGCGGAACGCUCCAGCUCCUGCUGGGAUCAAACCAUGCAAUGAGGAGCACUGGGAAGAGUUGGGAUAGAAGAAGAAGCUGUAGAGGAUGUGGGAUCAGCCAGGGAAUUGAUUUCACAGAGAUCCAGUGGCUCCUGCUUGUCCCCCUUGGCUGCUCUUUUCCUGUCCCCAAAGCAGAUUUUCCUGCUGGAUCUCCUCCCUGUGCUGCUGGAAAUGCUCCUGGGAGCACAGAGGGGGCACUGAGGGGAGCCCACCACGAGUCCUGCCCUUCUCCACCCCGAAAAUCCAAGCCCCGCUCUCCACACGAGCAGAGGGGGCUGUGUUCAGGGCAGGGCUGAGCCAGGAUCUGUGAGGAGCAUUAGGGUCUGACGUGGGCAGGGCGGAUUAGAGAGCUCCCUGCUUUCACAAGCCCAGGAAGGAGGCAUCAGAGCUGUUGGUUUUUGGCUUCUUUUUCCUGCUUCUCUCAAGGCUGAGAUUGAAGCUCUGGAGAUGAUAUUUUGUGUUCAGAUUUACGUGUUUAUUAUUUCUUAUUUAUAUCACAAGUGGUGAGCUCUACAGCAUUCUACUAACAAGCUACAGAAUGGCCAACUAUCUUUUUAUACAAGGUCUUUUAGGGCUAAACUAUCUGAUUAAGAAAUGACACCUAAAUUAUUUUCACUUUUAACUUAAUAACUAAUCACUCAAAGUCCACAAUGCAGACUUUUCUAAUUACAAAAUACUACUUAAGAAGAAGAAGGUGAAGAGGAACAACUAGCCACUGCCCUAAAACCUCUAUCUUGCCCCAUAUAUAUUGUUAUAUUUUAAAACCUUAAACUCUAUGUUUUCUACUCUGUGCUAUUACACACUUCUAAUCAAACUCCACACCCGUAAUCUCAGUGCUAUCAAUCAAUUUUGGAAGCUUUCUCCACGGCCUCAGGUCCAAUAUAGUAUUUUCUUGUGGCUCUGUGCCCUUCAGCACAGCAAGUUUAAAGUUCUCAGCGUGCAGGACUCCAACAUUCACGGGAUAAAGGAUCCUCAGUGGCGUUUGGGGUGACAGUGCCACACAGAACUG